This is a messenger RNA of Enterobius vermicularis (human pinworm), 678 nucleotides long. Lineage: Eukaryota; Metazoa; Nematoda; Chromadorea; Rhabditida; Oxyuridae. The record is from the annotation of a GenBank genome assembly.
AUGCAACUAUUUAAUGUUUAUGGGUUCACUGUCAACAAUAAUUGGCAGAGAAGAAAUUUUGCGGCAAAUAAUUAUUCAAAUAAAAUCUUUUAUUUUUUUUUUCUUUCUCACUCAUAUUUAAUGACUGAAAAACAAAUUAAGCUAUUGGUACUGAUAUCGGUAAUACUGAUAUUUACGGCACCUGGAGUAUGCUUUACUCGUUAUAUCAACGAUAUUCAAGCCAGCAACGAAAUAUGCCCCAACGACAACUUCUUCCCAAUGAAUGUUGAUCGAUGGAGAAAUGGCGUACAUUUUCAACAUAGAGGACAAAACGUAUGGGGACAGUUGGCAAUUGUAAUAAUUGCACUACUUUUUGCAUUACCACCGCUUGGUCUAAGUUGUAUGCAGAUGGUUACCGGCAGUUCCAUUUCUUAUGCACAAAUAUGUGUUUCAAUGAUAUCGGUAAUUGUAUUCUUGGUACUUGGCGGUGUAGAAACUUGGUAUGCGACAGGUUUUGGCCAUAUGGGACCACUUAUUCGACAAAUUGGUGGUGGCCAAUUUAGCGGUUGUCUGGGAAUUCCAACUUGCGAUAUUGUUUUUGUAGUUAAGGGUUGGGCAGUAUCUGCUGCAUUCUUAUUUUUAUCAGCAGUGCUGUACAUUGUGGAUAUGAUCAUACAGCUGUUGCAACGAGACAAGUGA